This is a messenger RNA of Saprolegnia diclina VS20, 1464 nucleotides long. RefSeq lists its product as hypothetical. The transcript has 2 exons. The record is from RefSeq and is a predicted model, not a curated record. NCBI's taxonomy places the organism in Eukaryota, Oomycota, Saprolegniomycetes, Saprolegniales, Saprolegniaceae. The coding region runs from base 47 to 1420 and encodes 457 amino acids.
GUCGUCUGGAAAGCUCCUUCAUUCAUUACAAGGUCUCUAGCGCCAUAUGGUUGGUAGUGAAGCCACCAGGAACAACGGCACGGUUCUGCGGCCUCGCCACGACCUUUCAGCGCGACGACGCUUUCUGUUGGGCCCGCUCGAGCUGCUCUCAGCGUCGCGAUGGCUGCCAAUCACGCUUGUGUACGCCAGUGUCAUCGCCACGGACGAUCUCCAGGAGGCCAUUCGAACGGCGCUGGAUGCGUUUCCCAUCUUUGCUGGACGAUUGCAAUGGCACACGGGCAAAGACCACCGAGCGGUGCGACUGGCGGUCGAGCUGGACAACGACCAAUGUGGGAUCCCGUUCCAUACACAAGUCUCGGAGCUACACCUCGAUGCGGUGGCUCUCUCACCAACCGCGACAAUGUGGCAGGUCCGGCGGCCGCUCAGCAAGCUUUUUGCAAAUCCGACGCACGCGACCUCGGUGCGCGCGAUGGUCCAGCAGUCGACGCCAUUAGUGUUUAUCACGGUGACGCACCUUGCGGAUCACUCGGGCUCAGUGCUGUCGAUUGAGUUUGCCCAUUGCCUUGGGGACGCCGCGUCGUUCUACCAUUUUCUCUCGCUUGUUGCGGACGCGGCACAACAUGUACGACGUCCAGACAGCGUCAUCGACUGGAGCGGACCCUAUACUCACUUGCACGCGCGUCUCUCGCGCGUGACGCCGUCGACGUCAUGGCUCUUUGUGACGCCUCACGCGUCCCGGCCGGCCGCCCGUGCCCCCGGCGACCUCUGCGUACAAGGGCUCGUGUUUUGGCUCUCGCCUGACGAAAUCAACGCGCUCAAGGCAUCGGCUAACUUUCCGCGCGCGAGCACAAACGACGUCGUAUCUGCAUUCUGCUGGCAGCUAGUUGCGAGCCAAGACGCGACCAAGGCCACGUACCUCCGCGUCCUCGUCAAUGUCCGCUCCGUGUUCCGUCCCCCGCUGCCAGCCACCACCAUUGGCAACAUGAUUUACGCCGUGCAUGUCCCGCCGCCAUCGAAGAAUGACGUGGCGGCGCUGGCGUCUGCGUGUCGUUUGGCAAUCGAAUCGGCCAAGGAGUCCGCAGUCAGUGACAUUGCAGCCGUCUACGAGAAAGCCGCGUCGUGGUCUAAGCUCUAUUGGCACGCGCCCGAGGCUGCGGAUGUGGUCGUGUCGACCACGAACCUCUCUCGCUACAACUUUACGCAGCUGCAAAUGCCCACGCAAGGCGGCUUUGCUUCCGCGGUGGACCAGCUUGAGACGGCGAACGGCGGGUUCCUUCAUUUCUUUCAAGUGUUUGCCGAUGCACGGGGUGGUGUCCGCGUUGUCGCGCAUGUCGCACCUGCCCACGUCGCGGCGUGCACGGCCGAGCUAACGGCGCUGCGGCACCGUCUCGCGUCGCAUAUACCUAGCCAUGGACAAUAACGACCAAUUGACAUCAAAGAGCAAAACACGUGUAUGUUGGUUGC